GGAGCGCGGCGGAGCGCGCUGCAGAGGGCCGGGCGCGUGGGGGAGCGGGAGCGCGGGAUUCUCGGCGAGCCGCGCGGCACACGGAGCACGCUGGGUGCCUGAGCUCGGCUGGAGCUCGGAGCCGGCCGCCACCCUCCACCUGUGUGCAGGGCGGCAGCCCCGGCCGCAGCAAUCCGACGCCGGGGGAGAGCGCCCCGCCAUGGAGCCUUCGCACAAAGACGCCGAGACGGCGGCGGCGGCGGCGGCGGUGGCGGCAGACCCCCGGGGGGCGUCCUCAUCCAGCGGGGUGGUGGUUCAGGUCCGCGAGAAGAAGGGCCCCCUACGCGCCGCCAUCCCCUACAUGCCUUUCCCGGUGGCCGUUAUCUGCCUCUUCCUCAACACUUUCGUGCCCGGACUGGGGACGUUCGUCUCAGCCUUCACUGUGCUGUGCGGAGCCCGGACUGACCUGCCAGACAGGCACGUGUGUUGUGUCUUCUGGCUCAACAUUGCGGCGGCUCUCAUCCAGAUCCUGACGGCCAUCGUGAUGGUGGGCUGGAUCAUGAGCAUCUUCUGGGGCAUGGACAUGGUCAUCCUCGCUAUUUCCCAAGGCUACAAGGAGCAGGGCAUCCCACAGCAGCUGUGAGCCCCGCCGGAGCCGCCGGGCAAAGUCCAGAGCAGCACCAGGCGGCCUGGGCACAAGGACCUUUAUAUGUUCUCAUCUGCCGUCUCCCAGGCUUGGCGUAUUUUAAAAAUAUUAUUUAUUUUGAAAAUGCAUCUGCUUUUCUCAGCAGGCUCUGAGGGUGCGUAGGCGCAGGUACUGGGAGCAUGGAGGAGCGGGGUGGAGGAGGGAUGCUGACGGAGAGCCCAUCUGCAGGCUCUGGGCUUCCUGGAGAGCUGCCCGUGUUGCCCAUUGUCCACCUCAAUGUCAUACGGGAGCUGCUGGGCCGGGCUGGGGUGGACAUGAUCUGGGUGUGCAGGGGCUCACCAAGGAGGCAGUACUCUGGUGGGCACUUCCUCUGGCCCCACCUGCUGCCUCUCACCUCGGGUGCCCUGAGUUUUCAUGCUGUCGUCUCCCGUGGGCAGCACCAGGGCAGAGGCAGGGGCAGGGGGGUGGACAGUCUCCAGCCCGGGGGGACAGGCCCACAGUGCCUGCAGCCAGCUGAGGCCUGAGGGAGGGGAUGUCUCCUGGCCCUGCCCCCCCACUGCACCCCCAGCCUCCGUGCCGCUGAAAUCCACGGGGCUGGGUGUGUUUUGACCUUUGUUUUCCUGGGAAGGAGGGCACUGGCACUGUCUGGAGUUGCCAGGGUCCACAUGGGCCACGGACUGGUGUUUUCACAGCAGACUCGAUGCCAUUUCAGGUCCACAGUCCUUUUAUGGAAAUCCUUGGAGCCAGAUGUGUUUCUGAAUUCAAAAAUUUUGGAUUUGAGAAAGGUAAUAGGAUACAUUCCGCAUAUAUGAGAGUCACCACGUGUUACCAACCCUGCUGCAGAGUCUGGUACUGCCCUCUCCCCUCGCCCCAAUCAAGAACAUUGAUAUUUCUGCAGAGAAGCAUGUGCAUAGUCACACUAAAUGGGAUCAAUAAAACCUGUGAAUUGCCUCACCUCAGUUCAGCUCAGAUUUUGCCAUAAAUAAGUUAUGAGGAAAAACUUAACAUUUCACAGUUUUUUGGAUUUCAGAAUUGUAGCAAAAAAAAAAGUGUGUGAGGCUGUGGUCCUCUGUCUAAAACCUGAAAAUCCUACUUGCAAGCAGAUACAUUCAUGGGUGAAAUUAUUCCCCAUACACAAGGACCCUUCCCAUUUGCAAAGGGACCACAGGGUCCCAUUGAAGAGCUGCUCCUUAAGUGAUUUUUAGAGUUCAAGCCCUGCAGGUGGGAGAGAAACCCACAGAAGUUGUCCAAGCUACUGCUGAUUCAAGAGAAUUGAAUUUGAGAGAAAGGAGAGCCAAAGUUAUAAUGAUAAUGGACAUGUCCACGUCAGCUUGUUUUUUUUUUUUUAAUUUUCAUUUUAAUGGGUAGGAAGCUAAAAUGUGGGACUGGCCCAGAGCCCAGGACCUGACCCCACUGGAAACUGGACCACUGGGUAUGUCCCUCUCUGAGGGACUCGUCUUGUCUCUCGGGGACUCGGUCAGAAUUCAGCCAGGGCUGGAGAAGUGACUGGUUCUCCCCACUGCCUGCAUUGCUUGGUGUGAGCACUCGGUGAGCAGUGACCUCUCCCCAGCCCGGGCUUUGAGCUGACAGGCCCCCUCACUCCACCAGGAGCAGCCUCAGAGGCCACCGCUUGCCUAGCCCCUGCCUGGGACAGAGGCCCACUGCACUGGGGACCGAGCUCCACCACCCGUCCACCGGGCUUUCUAAUAACAGACCCGCCAGAGAAGUGGGCCUGGGCUCCCUGAGGACUGGACUGCUCCCUGCCAUCUGCUGAGAAACAUAACCCUCUGUCCACUCACCCACUGUGGGCCCUGCCGUGGGGCAGGUUUUCUGCUCCUGGCCGGAUCCUGCCCUGCCAUCCCCUUAGUUCUGAUGAGCAUCUUGUCCUUCCAUCGCUGCCUGGGGCUGGGCUGCACCUCUGAAUACCCUAGGGUGUCUUUUUCUCUUCUCAUCCUCCUUUCAUCCUGACCCCAGGCCUUUACUUCUCUUUCCUAGUAUUUAACCACCUAUUGGAAUGCCCUGUAUUUUCAAAUGGUGGGACUAGAUUCGGUUUAUCCAGAAAGCCAUUUGAUGUGUGCAGAUGGCAUCCUGGAGGCCAAGGCGAGUCAGGCAGCAGGCUGGCAGCUCUUCAGGAGGCUGCGCCAAAGAAGGGAGCCUCCCCUGUAAUCAGAUAAAACAGCUUCAACCCAGGAGAUGGCGGGUCCCCGGCAGGCAGGGCAGCAGCCCACAGCCCUUCUCCCCCAAACAGCUCUCCAGAGUGUCCUGGCUCCACUGGGGCAGUGACAGGUCUCGGGUGGAGGCUGUCCCCACAAGUGCGAGAGGAGAAUCUUCUUCUUCCUGACUUUGGGCUGGGGGUGGUUGCUGAGGGGGUAGAGAAGAGAUAUGUUUAGUGACACAACCCAGACACAGGUGGGAUUCUCUUGAGUGACAGGUGUCAUCACGAGUUCCAGUGUGGGAUGGAUUAAUACAGGGGUUUGUGUGCUUGGAAGGACAUCUUCCCCUCCGCAGCCCCCGCCCCCCUCCCAGGCCACCCUCCUCUCAUCCCGGAGAUGCUUCUGCAAACUUGAGAACACAUCAGCCUCAGGUAAUCGAUGUGUGGGAGAAACCAAGAGGACCAUGCCUGAAUCCUAAACCAUGAGCCUGUGAGGGUUCCCAUGAGGACAGGAUGAGCUCAAAACAGCAUUCCUCAUAAUGAGACCAUGGUCUCAAAAUUAUCUUCAUUAGACACUGGACAAUGGCUGGUUUGCUCCAAGAGGAGUCUGACGUGGCUGCUCAGAAAGAUAGAUGGCCAGAGUUAAUUUAUUAAACCAGCCAGCUAAAAACUCAGAUCCUCGUGCCAGCACGUGCUUGGUUGGCAUGCAGCCCCUGUGUGACAAGGGUGUUGGCCCAGAAGUCACAGGGCACAUUUCAAGUUCGAGCCUUUUAUCCGUGGGGACCAUGCAGGACAUUCCUUGGUCAUGGGUGUUUGCAGCAGGACCCACAUGCAUGCAGAGAACUUCACAGUGAAUGAGAACUCCCAGGACCCUAGCUGGGACACUGUGAUGAGACAGUGGCAAUUUUAUUUAGCCAGAGCAGGAUCCUGGAGAAAGAGUGGGCCGCCUGGUGCCUGGGGGUCUGCUGACCUAGAUCUUUAUUUGGCCAAGUCGGUUUUAGAGCUGAGGACUUCAGGCCAAGAAGGCCAGGGCCCAGGCUCUGUGGACACAGCAGGAGACAGAGGUGGCUCCCUGGCUCCUGUCCAGCCUCCUCCUACCUGCUGUGGUGCUGGGGGCUGCGGGGACAGAGCUAGGCUGCAGUGGCCCUCACCAGUGUCCAGCCAGGGUCCCCUACCCAGCCCCAGCCCGACAAGCUGCAGGCCUUGCCCUGGAAGCCAGUCUCUGGCUGCCCUUGAGGGGAGGUAAGAGGGGAACCUGCGAGCAAGGUGAGCAGCCCCAACGACAGGACCAGCCACCACGUUUUGGGCACGUACCCAGGCAUGGCUAGUGCCAUUCCAUCUCCCAUCACCCUCACCCACAGCUUGGUGGGGGAGAGAUAUCAGCAUGCUGAGCUUCAGGUGUCAGAACCCAGGCUCCGAGACAGUGAGGCACACGUCCCCAGAUAUACAGCACCUAAGGGGCAGAGCUGGGGACUGACCCACGAGUGUGACUCCACAGCCUAGGGGAAGCACUUACGCCGGCCCCACACGGGAAGAAAGGAAGGCAAGAGGAGCCCACAGAGAGGAUCCUGGGGAGGGGUCCUUGUCCACUCUGAAGUAAUAGGGUGAAACGAAAAACCUCAGAAAGAAUCAGAAGGCUGCUGCAUCUCUUCGCCCCUCCACUGCCCUCCCCCCUUGUCCCCUGCCCUACAACACACCCUGUGCUCACCAUUCUAGGUGGCCCUGGAAUCCAUACUCCCUCCUUUAAGACUGGAAGAUGGCAGAGAAUGGCUUCUAGAGACAGAGCCGGUAUGGGGAGCUGCCUGUCCCAACCCACAAGCCCACGUCAGCUCCCCCACCCGCCCCCUCCUCCAGGCAGUCUUCUGCAAGUUGUCUCAGAGGUGCCCGUAUAAAUCCAGGCUCCAAAUGGAGCAGGGGUGACACAGGCUUAAAGGAAAAACAGAAGGGGAAAAAUAGCCACAGGGUUAACAGUUCCCCUGGAGAGAACGGGCUCCCAGCUCUCAAAAAGAAAACCACACACAUACUUACCCCAAACCCCAGGCUGUGAAGUCAGCAAAAGGCAGGUUUGUGGCCCAUAGUCGGGCAGUGGCACCUCUGAACCCAACUGGCUCUUCAAAACAUGUAAAAAUCUGAGAACCUUUGGCCCUAGAAAACCAAACCAAAAGCUCCUUCCACCUUCUUCCCGCCCACCUGGGGUGGGUUUGAGAGGGGUCCCUUCAGUUUUGUCCUCCUGCUCCCUGACAGCGGGAUCCCAGCUCCCCCUGGGCCUCUGGGCUGAAACCAGGGCCCCAUUUUAUCUUCCGACCCACCUCAGGCUUUAAUUACACUGGCUGCUUUUAUCCUGUUAGUGAUGUUGGCAAAGAAAGACUCUUGCAUUGUUUAAACUGCUUGGGGAUGUGUAAUUUAAAUGUAAAUGCUGGAGUUGGAGGUUGCAGGCAUUGUUUACUGUUACUAUUGUUCCCUCUUGCUGGGUUGGUUUGGGAAUGGGAAACAGAAGCACCCCCCCCCAGCCAGCUGGGCCCUCCCCAGAGACGGUGGCCUUGUAGGUGGUUUGGGGGUUUCGGGCUUUGAAGCAGUUACUGACUCCUGGGGACCGUACCUGGGCCCCAGGCUGAACAGAGAAACGGUCUCCCCUCAUCUCAAUGGUCCCACUUUGUAGGGUUUAGUGGGGAACUAAGUGUGGCAGUCCUGAGGGAGGCCCUGGAGGAAGGGGUGCAGGUGCGGCUUUCCUGGAGAGCACCGUGGUGCCCCCACGCCCCUGCUUUCCCAGCCUCCCCAGGGGACACAGCGGGGCCACGUGGGCAGGGACGGAACGAGGAGACAUGGUCUCCAAGGACUGGGGCUGGGCCUCCUCCCCCAGAGAGCCCGGGCGCAUCCUGCAGUUGCCCAGGCAGCCACGUAGGCCAGGGGAGAGGCUGAGCACGGUCCGAGUGGGGGGGGGGGGGCGCACCUAAAAUUUUCAUUAAUUUUCUUCCCAUUUGAUUCUUUGGGCUUCCAAAUGUUCACAGCAGGGUGGAUGUGCUCACACACUCAACACUUAUGGAUCCGCCCUAAAUCCUACUGGGCCAUUGAAAAGUCACAGAGGUCACUUUGUAGGAUGAACCCUUGUGGCGAAAGAUGGGGGUGGGGAUCCCCCAACUCCUCCCCCCAACAGGAAGCGCUGAGGGGAGGCUGAGUGCCAGCUGUCGAAGGCCUGUGUCUCUCCCCUGCCUCGUGCCUCUGUUGAACUGUGUGUAGGUUGGAAACAAGGAGAGGUGCUGGGCGGCCAUCACUUUUUCCACCUCUGUUAGUGCAAAGGGCUUAGGGGCAGAGCCCCAUCCGGGCAAGGGAGAGGGAGAAGCUGUUCUCUCCUGCGUGAGGAUCGAAGAGGCUGGCAAACCCCGGAGCCAGGCCUCUUCCUAUAGUAACCGGAAACAUCGGCCUCCGCAGCUCCACUCUCCCCUCCUGAACCUGUCACAGUGGGCAGGGAGGUUACAGCAGAGUCCCACUCAUAUGCGUCCUGACUUUGCGAUGCGAUUUGUCUCUCAAUUUGUAUUUAGCUAUGGAACCUCAGUCCCCAGUUCAUCUUCCUCCCUGCCUGCAUUUGCCAAAAUGCCAACUACUCAGCCUAGUCCAGACCUACAGUCCACAUUUCCUCCCCCAAGUGCCCCUUCCAGCUGCCCCCUCCUCUCCAGGCCACACAUGCACACACCAGCCCUUUGACUUCGGUGAACAUAGGGCAGGGUCUUUCUGGAGACCCAGGAUUGGGAUAUAACAUCUCCAAAGGAGCCCACACCCCACUUCCAUGAGCUGAGUCUCCUUCCAACGUGAACUCUUGCUGGCAGCAUUUUUUGCCCUCACCCCCCCCCCACCCCCCACCUCGGCCCCAGAUGCAAACUCUGUUUCCACCUUCUCCGGGGCCCUGGUUGUGAAUCUCUCCCUCCAUGGGCUCUGCACCCCACCACCACAGCACAGCUCUUCUCACCCCGCAGCCCCACCACAGCUUGUACACGCUCCUCAGGGCCGUCUGUGGGGCAGGCAUGGUGGACCUGCCCGGAGAACGGGGCCACCUGUCUCUCUUCUAGGGCUGAAAACAAGUCUCUCUUCUGAGGCCCCUUUCUGUUCCUACAACCUACCCACCUGCCCCAGAUCAGGAGCCAGUGAGAAUAAGGGGGAGGGAGCUCACCUUUGCCUCAUAUUCUGGUUAGAACUUGAUAGGAUGUUUCAAGCAGGGAGAAAGGAUUUGGCUGUAACAGGCUCAUCAGGGCAUCCUCACCCAGGAAGGCCUGGGACCCGUGGGAACUCUGGGCUGGCUUUUCUCAUGGGCUAACUUCCAGGCUGUUGUACAUGGUGCCAUGUUUGUUUUGUUUUGUUCUUACAUCAUACAUAAAAACAACACACUGGUUCUGUGUGAAUCAGCUGAAUUUAUAUAUGUAUGAGUCUCGUGUUUGAUACCGUGACUGGCUUUGUUUGGGUCUCUCUUCUUUCUGUUAAAUUGGUUGCUGUACAUUCCCGUUGUUCUCAGACAAGACUCAGUCCCCAAUCUUCCAGAGUUUUCUUGUCUACACUUCUGCCUAGAGCCACUGGAAAUCCCUCAAAUAUAUCUCCCACUCCAUCCCCAUUGGCUUCCCCAGGGAUCCAGUCCAGCUGUGGGGUUAUCUCUGGCCUAUUCCAAUGAUUGGAGCCUGCCUUGGUUCCAAGAGAGGAAGAAAAUUCCAGUGUCGGGGGCUUAGGGAAGCUUCCAGACUUGCUCUGGCCCAAUCCUCGCGGUCUGGGGCACCAGCGGCUGGCAGCUUAGCUUUCCCCUGCACCCUCAGGACAAUGUCCUGGUAGCGUCCCGCCUGCCGCUGCUCAGGGGUCUCCACAGCAUCCCUAGGCACGGGGCCGGGUUCCAACUCCCCUAGCCUUCCGCCAGCUUCAAAAUUCCUAGCUCGAGCAGCGUUACUGUACAUGCAAUGAAAAAUACCACAUAGGACAACAAACACCUGUCUAUAUAUCUCCAUGUACAUAUUUAUAUAUACACACAUGCAUACUAUUAUAAAUAUGUAAAGCAUGGCAUCUCUUUGGCAUUCCAAGUUUGUGUUUUUUAAAAAUCCUGGAAAUAUGGCUUUGGAAACCUUUUCUUCCUCUCCCUCUUUUCUAUGUAAUAAACAUUCAUGUGACCUUU
Molecule: messenger RNA, 7923 nt
Organism: Choloepus didactylus (southern two-toed sloth)
Lineage: Eukaryota; Metazoa; Chordata; Mammalia; Pilosa; Megalonychidae
Gene: STUM
Product: stum, mechanosensory transduction mediator homolog
Exons: 4
Coding region: 200-622 (140 amino acids)
Source: RefSeq, a predicted model, not a curated record